Eucalyptus grandis is the source of this 420-nucleotide messenger RNA. RefSeq names its product RING-H2 finger protein ATL18. Gene Ontology annotation, biological process: protein ubiquitination. The record is from RefSeq and is a predicted model, not a curated record. The transcript has a single exon. Lineage: Eukaryota; Viridiplantae; Streptophyta; Magnoliopsida; Myrtales; Myrtaceae. Bases 1 to 420 code for a protein of 139 amino acids. Gene Ontology annotation, molecular function: ubiquitin protein ligase activity.
AUGUAUUGCCUAGUGUAUGCACAAUCUGGUGUCUCCACAGCUAUGUUGAUCUUCUACACCUGCAUGUGGCUUCCCCUUAUGCAGCUGAGGAUAGCCGUCUCAAGAGUCCUCGCCUUCGUCUUUUGCAAGUAUCAACCGCAGGAGAGGUCCUGCAGUUUCCAGCUCCCAGUGGGUAGGUUUCAAGAUUUGCAGAAAUCUGGUGGAGAAGAGGAGAAAGAAGAUGGUGACCAUGAAAAGACUUGCUCCAUCUGCUUGGUGGAUUACGAGGGAGAGCACUUGGUGAGCAAGCUCCAUAGAUGCGGCCAUGUUUUCCACAUGGACUGCAUUGAGAGGUGGCUGGAGAGGUCGCAGUUUACCUGCCCUCUCUGCAGGAAGCUUGUGUUUGAUGUGAGAUCUUCAGCAGCAAAACAAAAAUGGUGA